Messenger RNA from Eremomyces bilateralis CBS 781.70, 1454 nucleotides. RefSeq lists its product as uncharacterized. NCBI's taxonomy places the organism in Eukaryota, Fungi, Ascomycota, Dothideomycetes, Eremomycetales, Eremomycetaceae. The transcript has 3 exons. The record is from RefSeq and is a predicted model, not a curated record. The coding region runs from base 468 to 1454 and encodes 328 amino acids. Gene Ontology annotation, molecular function: nucleic acid binding.
AUAUACAGUGCUCCAGGCGUAGAAUACCAAAGUUCCAGUCCACACAAGUCUAUACUCCAGACGUCCAUUGCAAGCAAACCCGUACAAGAAGCAAUUGGUGCUGUUGGAAUGGAUUGAAUGGACGUUGCAAUUGUUUCAUGUUUGAGGGUCGAAUGAUGAAUGAUGAAUCACAAUAAUGUGAGAACUGACCAAGUGCUCCGAUAACGUGUCCUGAUUGGGUAAUCUGCCUGCGCCGAAUCUCAGGCAGUGAUCGCCAAUUCGUCAUUCAUUCUACGGAUAUGAGAAGUUACCAGAUAACAGAAGCGCUGAACUCCGAGACUCGAAAUCGUUCUCUUUGAUCUUGUUGAGGAUUGAGUCAUCUCCCUUCUUCCAUCGUUGCAUCGUGUCUUCAUUUAGGCACGCCUUCGGUUCCUUCAGUAUCUUCCUCCUUCCAUCCCGGAGCAGCCACGAAACGUAAUUCGGACACAAUGACCCCCCAGGGCCCCAUCCUCCGCACUCUCCCUUCCGAGGAGAUCGAAGCAUGGACUCAGCAAACCGCUGCGGCAUUAUCCUCCUUCAGCAUUACGGAACCUCCACGCGUCACGGGCGUCUCCCUGUCGAUUCCCCUCGAUGACGCGACCCAAGCGAAUGUGACCGCCGAAGAGCGCCGGCGCACAUCCACGGCCCAAACCCCAAGGCCUCGAACUUCUGGCGACACACGUCCGAGGGUGCCCGUUCGCCGCGAUAGCCUCAAGCGCCGAGAGGCCUUGUUGCGAGGCAACGAGGGGAGCCGACGACGACAGCGAUGGGAGAAUGACCGGCUCUUGAACAACCCGUACGCUCAGCCACCGCUCCCUACCGACUGGGAGGUCCGUCCCACGUAUCCGGUUCAUGCGGUGCCAUAUUACCUCGCGCCGUUGUGGGACGCGCGUUUCGCCGCGGAGAACGCGACGAGGACGGCGAAGGCCCGCGUAUCGACGCGUACAGAAGGCCAGACCGAUGCGGAUACCGUUGGCAAGAUUCCCAAGGAGCUUCGGCAGAAGUUGAAGAAAGCCAAGGGCGCGAAGACCCUACUCCAAACGCUCGAGAAAGAAGUGCGCGUGUUCAUCCGCGACUGGGAAGCGAACCGGGUGACGUCGACGAGAGACGAGUUCGGCGACAUCGACUCCGAGGAAGAGGAGAUUGUCUUCGUAGGCCGGUCGGGCGACAUGAGCGACAUGAGGGACCCGCGAGUGUCCGAGGAGCUGGAGCGGGCUAUGCUGGUGCUCAAUAGCCCAGCGGAUGAUCUCAGCGCGAGCUUUGGACGUUGGCUGGUGCAUUCCAUUGGCUCUUAUUACGGCCUUCGCACCUGGUCGGUCACCGUUGGCGAUCCGGCUCGACGAGAAGCCUAUGUCGGCAUCAAAGAUGUCCCUGUGAAAACAAGCACAAGUCGACAACCCGACACCCUUCCCCGUCCUCUGUGGGGACUUGUUUAA